This is a messenger RNA of Pochonia chlamydosporia 170, 255 nucleotides long. RefSeq lists its product as hypothetical. The transcript has a single exon. The coding region runs from base 1 to 255 and encodes 84 amino acids. NCBI's taxonomy places the organism in Eukaryota, Fungi, Ascomycota, Sordariomycetes, Hypocreales, Clavicipitaceae. The record is from RefSeq and is a predicted model, not a curated record.
AUGGAGCAGCAUGUGUUGAUCUCCAAGCUAAAAAUCCCGUGCUGUACUAUUAAUUACUUGCACGAGGGGAUUUUUAUUUUUCGCAUCCCUUGUCGAGUCGAUAUCUGCCCGAUGUCGAAGCAUGGACCUGAUAAACAUGGACACGGACACGGACACCACCUGGACACAACGAUGAUAAUACCGCCCCCUUUCGUUCUAUCAAAAUGGUUGAAAGGUCUUCUCCUCUGCUUCAUGCUGGUGUGCCGCGAAUCUUGA